Pimephales promelas (fathead minnow) is the source of this 4905-nucleotide messenger RNA. The record is from RefSeq and is a predicted model, not a curated record. NCBI's taxonomy places the organism in Eukaryota, Metazoa, Chordata, Actinopteri, Cypriniformes, Leuciscidae.
CCCAGAUACUGUAGCCUAUGUUGUGCGCUUUUUGGCACCAAUCAUUAAUGGUUUGAACGCGCUCAGAACACAGUUUAUGCUGCCGAGUCGUAAUAGAUAAGCUGCACAGCAGAGAAGAAAUAGGCCUGGCCUACUCUCAUGUUAUAGCGAAAGGGUUAAGUGCUGCGGAUAGGAGGUUAGGGAGGAUGAGAGUUUGGACGCCCAACCACUUUGGCAGCAGACAACCCUUUGUCCAGCAACCGGCGCCUGUCGCCUGCCUGCCGGCCAUGCAGCUUCCCCACACCCGCGCACAAAGGGACAGAUCCCGAGAGUUACAGCCCCUAAUUAGAGAUACCCCCUUGUUUCUCCUCUUUUCUUUUUCGUGCAAUAACCACAAGCCCUCGUUUUCAUUAAGGGGCCAUUGUUAAACCCUGUUAUAUUCAAUUAACAGACCGAACAACGCAACCUAACUCUUUGUCCAAACUAAUCAGUCAAUGACCAAUCAAUAAACUGCGAUGACAAGCAAUUACGGGCCUGGUACUCGACAAAAACCAGCCAAGUGUUUACAUAUUUAGCUUUAAGUCAACCAAAUCGGAAAUCGAGAAGGACCAAAUCUUUAGUAGGUAAGUGACAUUAUGCAUAAAAGCCAAUUAUCAGUUGUUUCGUAUAUAUAUUAAUGGGAGAGAAAAAAAUCCAGACAAAAAGACCAUUGACAAGAAGCGGUUUCUCACAGUCGUCUGGGUGAGUUUAUAUCUGAUCUGCAGAAGUUGAAACUGAACACUGAGAAGCUUGAAAAUCUAUGAAGGCACUGAGGGGUUGAGAUGACUGGAUGCUGAUAUCAUUCAAUACUACCAACUUCAGAAAUACCAUGUAAAGGAGAGCGCCUUCAGGCUUAUUGCCAUUAUUACAGUACCACAUCAACAUUAAAGGUCACGUGCACCUGAUCAAUCACUACUGGUCUGUAGUCUUUUUUUUUAAGGACAUACAGUCCACAUGUGUUUUAUGUCACUUCAUACUAAUAUUUGGCCAUUGAAGCACUUUUCAACACCUAAAAUUACAAUGAAAUGUAUUGUAUAAUUUAUAUGAAAUUAAUCAAAGUGAGAAAACACAUUCACAUAUAUUAAUAUUUAAUAUUAAAUUCUUCUAAUAGGCUAUAAUUUAUUAUGUCAGGUAACAAAUCCACUACAAAUGUUUACAUUUGUACAAUUAAUUCAUUACUAAACAAUGGUUUGUUAUUUCUGUUCAUUUCCUUUUACAUUUCUUAAUGAAUUGUUUGACCAUUGUCUUAGCCCAUUUAGUGACAACACUGUGUUAAGCGGAUCUUUAUCUCUCUUUUUUCUAGGCAAUAACAGUGGAAAUGUAACAACAACAAGCAGUGUUCUCACCAAGACAAGAAGAAAUUGAUAUUAAAAAAAAAAAGAAAAAAGAAAAAAAGCCUAUCCCUUAAGAAAUACCCAAGUGGCAACUAGCCUGGCAAAGACACAUAUCAAUCUCUUUGAAUGUGGGUGGUGAGGAACAGUUGCUUUGAGAAUGUGUUAGCUUUCAAGCUUGAGUGAAGCUGUCAGAAGCUGUGUAGAUCCUGGGGAGGAGGAGUCCCAUUCUCACACAAGUUGUGCAUUCAGAAAGGCUGAUGAAAUGCUACAGGAGAAGGCCUCAGCUCUGGCUGAUGAAGGUAUGACCGUGGCCCAGUUGGGUGGGCGUCCUGAACUUGCCAGUGAUUCCUCACAUUUGGGCAUGCCUACAACUCCCAGCAUUCUCCAGAACAAUGAGCCUGACAAGAACAUUGAAAACAUCAAAGUGGUUCUUCACGACAGGGAACUAUGGAAGAAGUUCCAUGAGGCCGGAACCGAGAUGAUCAUCACCAAAGCAGGCAGGCGGAUGUUCCCCAGCUACAAAGUUAAAGUCACAGGAAUGAACCCAAAAACCAAAUACAUCCUAUUAACUGACAUCAUUCCGGCUGAUGACCAUCGGUACAAGUUCUGUGACAACAAGUGGAUGGUGGCAGGAAAAGCAGAGCCUGCCAUGCCUGGAAGACUCUACGUCCACCCAGACUCUCCUGCAACAGGGGCCCACUGGAUGAGACAGCUGGUCUCCUUCCAAAAGCUGAAGCUCACAAACAACCACCUUGAUCCUUUCGGGCAUAUCAUCUUGAACUCAAUGCACAAAUACCAGCCCAGGUUACACAUUGUGAAAGCUGAUGAAAACAAUGCCUUUGGAUCUAAGAACACAGCCUACUGUACUCAUGUCUUCCAUGAGACAGCCUUCAUCUCCGUUACAUCCUAUCAGAACCAUAAGAUCACCCAGUUAAAAAUUGAGAACAAUCCUUUUGCCAAAGGUUUCCGAGGCAGUGACGAGGGCGAUUUGCGUGUGUCCAGACUUCAAGGGAAAGAUUACCCUGUGAUUUCUAAGAACAUGGUCCGGCAGCGGCUUAUCUCAUCACAUGGUCACCUGUCAGGAAAACUGGGGACAGGUGUGCUGAGUAGCCACUCACAGGUGGUUUCUCACUAUCAGUAUGACAGUGGCGUCCCCCUGCCGAAUUCUGAUUCCCAGGAAGCUCUCUCUCACCCCUUCCCAUCUAGCAGAGAAUCCAGCCUUCUUUACCACUGCUUUAAGCACAGAGAUAACGCAAGGCAUUUGGACCUGGGAUGCAAACGACCCUAUCUUGACACAACAGCCUCUGCGGUUUCUGAGGAGCACUACUUCCGCUCCCCUCCUUCGUACGAUCCACCUCUGCUGUCCCAUCCAUACUGCAGCGAGGCUUUAGGUUCUAGAGAGGCAUGCAUGUAUGGAGGAAUGGAGGGAGAGGCAGGGGGCGCAGUGGGUACCGAUGACCUCCCUGCCCCGUCACUGAACUGCAAUAUGUGGGCGUCAGUGCAGCCGUAUCCUCGCUACGGCAUGCAAACUGUGGAGUCUGUGCAAUACCAGCCCUUCACAGCACACUUCAACAGCACAGCCUCCGCGGUUCCCCACCACUCAUCGUCCAUGCAGCGUCCACAUCCAGCACCUCCAGACCUAGUCACGUUUACCACACAGCGGGUGUUGCCACCGACGGCAUCUUCAGCAUCCUCCUCCCCCUCCGACCCCACCCCCCGUGACAGAGCACAUUCCUCGCUUUUUCAUAGGAAGCCUGGGUCGCCAUUACGUUCACAAAGGGAUUUCACAGGCUAUCCGAACCAUAGCCCUACUUCAACCCGAGAAUCAGCCUAUCAGUUCCAAACAGGGCUGAGCAGUGUUGGGCCUCACUGGACAGACAGUUAAACGGCCACCGUCCACAACUAUAUUCCUCUGCAGCUUAGAGAAACAAACUCUCUGUGAACAACAGCUGCAAUGAGAUUAUUUUUACAGCCAUGAUGCUAAAUUGUAAAGCAAAGCCAUAAAUCUAUUUACCCUCAUAGUAUAGGAAGCCCACAGUUUGUGGCACUGUAUAUUUAUUUGAAUUUGAGAUAUGAUCAGAGUUGUUGUUCAUGCGCAGGUGGUGAAGCCAAGCACAAACAGCCAACUUAAUGCACUAGUGUUGGCAUUAAAGGGAUAGUUAAUCUAAAAAUGAAAACGUCAUUCCAAAGCUGUUCUUCGGUGAAAAAACUUUUUUUUUUUAAUGGGUCAGCUGUGUUUGUAGCGAAUGUCAAUGGGUGUUUAAUGCAACAUUGGAUCCCACUGACUUGAAAAGAGAUUAUUUUUCAAAAUUCAUACAAUUUUGGAAUGACAUGAGGCAUGAAUAUGACAUUUAAUUUUUUGGUGAACUGUCCCUUUAAGAGGAACCUUAUCAGGGCUUAAUUUUUGUAUAUAGCACAACAUGUGCCAGCUGCAUUUUGCUACACUUGGGAGACUUUAUGUAUUGAGUGCAAAAAAGUCAGUGGAUUAUACCGAGAAGUUUAUUUGUUAGUUAACCUAAACAUACUUAGUUAAUGAGGCUGCUUUUUUCCCUCUUAAAAUGUUAAGAGUGUGCAAAACAUGUGCCAAGUCCAAAGAUUGGUUAUUUACUGGGUGUUAUUAAGAGAUCCUCAUUAUUUCCUAAUAAUGCAAUAAAGUUUUAAACAAAAAAGUUUUUUUUUUAUUAUACAUAUAUAUCUUUAUAAAUGUAUCUGGAAUUGCUAAUGUACUGAUGCUAUGCAAUUGCUACUAUUUCUUUGUAAUGCCAUCACAACAAUGAAACUAUUAAAUAUUAAAACACCUCUUCCAUAAUCAAAUGAUAGAAAAUGAUAUUUGUGGUAACAAAAACAAAUACAGAUCAGACCUACAGCUCAAAAUAAAGCUCACUGAGAAAAUACCCAUGAAAUCUUUAUCUUAGUGGUCUUGGAUUGGCUCCUAUACUUAUACUCCAUUUUAGUUGGACUAUCUGGAUUGUAGGGCCUGUUGAACAAUAUGUGCUACAAGUUAAGUAUUUGAGUUAUGAGUUUGGCACCAAUCAUUGUCUGAAUUUGUUUGAUUAGUUCAAUGCAACAUCAGAAAAGCUCAUUGCAACCAGAUGGAAGCCUAAAAAUGAUCAUUAAGAAAAGAAUAGAGAACAGUUUAUGCUAGGUUGGAAAAUCCUUAAGAGGUCGACGAUGUAAACCAGCCUCCGUGGGCAGGCACCCACAAGUCAAAUUAAAAAAGGAUGGGGUAUCACUGGUAAGCACUGUGAUUCUAAUGAAGAAAAGCAGGAUGUGGUAAGGGAACAUAUAGUGGUGAUUUUACUCGAACUGUCAUUUAAGUUGACAAAUCUGACAAAAAGAGACAGUUCAUUUACUAUGUAACAAAUUUUCUCCAUAGUUAUUUCUGUUGUUUGCACGUUAAAUAAACUGUACCUUUUUAGAGAUUACAUUAUGUAACAUUGUUUCCAAGACCUCCAGUUUGAACAGACCAUGAAACCAAAUUGGCCUAUAUAUUGGUUAAUUAACAUAACUAACAACAUGUAAAUAAUGAUCUACAGACAACACUCAAAUUUCA